Messenger RNA from Closterium sp. NIES-65, 7188 nucleotides. Lineage: Eukaryota; Viridiplantae; Streptophyta; Zygnematophyceae; Desmidiales; Closteriaceae. The record is from the annotation of a GenBank genome assembly.
AUGCAAGGUCCCGCGAUGACCGCCGCAACGGCGAAGGAGAAGAGUUCUGGCGGAGGUGUCUCGGAACCUCCGAGUGAAAAGAGGAAUACCGACGAGUCCGUCUCUCUAUUUCGAAUCGAGAGUGGUACUACUCAAUUCGACUCCUACAAGUUACCACACGCCGUGUGCGACUCGCAGGAUCAUGGUGCCGCUGGCUCGUUGGGAACGCAUUCGACGAGGGACGGCGCGUUGGCGAAUGAUAUGGAAGAAACGCUUCUGCACCACGCGCGCAUGCUCGCGCGCGAGCGCAGUAAGCGCGCGGAAGCCUCUGCGCGCCGAGAGGAAGCGGAGGCGCCGUGGCGGGCGGCGGCACAAGAGGCGGACGGUCUCCGCCGUGAGCUGGCCGCGCUGCUAUCGCGGAAAGCGGGGGACUCCGUAGUGUCCGCGACGGGCGUUGGGCAGGAGCUGUUAGGGGAAGCAGGCGCGGGGAUGGCGGGGCACUUGGCGGAAUCAGAGCGCGAGAUGGCGGAGUUGCGGCGGGACGUGGAGGAGGUGACGCGGUGGGUGCGCAGGAGCGAGAUGCGCGCGCGGGAGGGAUGGCGCGCGGUGGAGGGGAUGAUGGGGGGAAUGCGGAGGCGGAUGGAUAGAACGAGAGGGGAGGAAGGCGCGCCAGGAAGCGGAGGAGGGGUAAGCAGCGGGGGCGCAGAGGAGCGCGCAGGGGAGCGCGCAGGGGAGGAAUGCGGGAAUGAAGCGGAGAGGGGAGAUUGCGGAAUGCGAGAGGGGCUUGGAGAUGUGCGGAGCAUGCUUGGAGUGUGGGGAGGCGAGGUUGUAGCAGGGGGGAACAGCGGGAACGAGGGAGGAGGGGCGCGGAUAAGCGAGCUUGGUGAGAGGGAAACGGGCAGCGCGGGGGCCGAAGAAGGGAGGUGGAGGGGGAUAGGGCGGGGGAAGGAGAGAGGCAAGGGUAAGUUGGAGCGGGCGAUAAGGCGGAUUCGGGAUUUGCAGGCGAGGGUGCAGGGGGAGAGAUGGCAGCAGGCUGAGUUGGAGCAGCAAGUGGAGAGGGCUGGGCGGGAGGUGGCACGAGUUAAGUCGCUCAUUGGGGAAGCCGUGGGGGGGGAGGGGAAGAUUGAAGACGGGGAAGGAAGGAUGGGGCAUGGGAAUGAAGGUAGUGAGGAAGGGGAGCAGGAGGACGGUUUCGUAGGGUUGAGAGUGGUAGGGGUUGGUGAAGUGGCAGAGGAAGAGAGUGCGGUAGGCAGGGGAGGGACGGGUGGGAUGGGUGGGAUGGAAGAGGGGACAGAGGGAGAGGAGGGAUCGGAGGGGAGUGCAAGGGAGGGGAGGCGAGUGGGUAAGGACGGAGCAGAGGAGGAUGAGGUGGUGGAGAUAGUAUGUGGGUGUGCGGUUGAGGCCAGUGUGGGGAGUGAGAAAGAGGUGCUGUGCGAGGGGGGGCGAGAAGGGGAGGAGUCUCGUGCAAGUCAUGGGUGUGGGAGGGGAGAGCGGGUGGAACAAGGUGGGGAGGACUUGAGAAGGAUUCAGGAGCAGGUGAACGAAGGGUUUGAGAGGACGUGCGAGGGGGGGUGUAAGGGAGAGUGUGAGGGAGCGUGUGAAGGGGAGUGCGAAGGCGAGUGUGAGGGGGAGUGUGAUAGGGGCGAGGUAGGAGGCAUGGCUCUUGUGCUGGCAGGGGUCGAGGCGGAGUUAAUGCAGGUGCAGGCGCAGGUGCAGUGGGUUGCAGGCAGGCGGAGCGAGGUGCAGCAGUGCAUGCAUGCAGUGUGGGCACGCCUGCUUCUGCUGCUGCAAAGACAGGUGGGCAUGGGAAGAGGGGGAGGUAUAGAGCAGGAGGAGAGAGCGCGGGAGGAGGAGAAAGGCGGGUUGCAUGAGGAGGAGGGAGGGGAGAGGGGUUUGGGGAGGGUGGAGAAGAGCCGUGGUGCUGUGGGAAAGAGGGAGGAGGGCCUGGGGAAUUCGUGGAUAGAGGGGCUUGAGAGGCAGGUGAGGAAGGAGGGGAUGAGGGAAGGGAGGGAAAUGUUGAGGAUGGUGGAAGCGCAGUUGAUGGAGGAAAGGGAGAAAGUGUGGGAGGCAGAGACAAACGAGGGGGAGGUGCGGGAGGAGGUGGAAAGGAAGGGGGGGAGAGUGAGGGAGUUGGAGGAGGGUGUGAGGGAAAAGGAGGAGAAGGUGAAGGAGCUCGAGAGUAGGUUGGAAAAGGCAGAUGUUUUGAUAAGGGAAGCGGAAGAGCGGCUGCGAGUGGAAAAGGACAAGGCUGGGAGGUUGGAGGAGAGAGUGAGGGAGCUUGAGGAGGUGGUGAGAGCACGAGAGGUGGAGGAGACGAAGGAGGUAGUAGCAGAAGAGGUGAGAGAGACGGCCAAGCAGGUGGUGCUGGUAGAGGUAGAGGCAGAGGUAGAUGCUGAAGAGCAGAGGAAGCAGGUUGGAGAAGUGGAAAGGGUGGUGGAGGAGAGAGAGGGGUGUGUGGGGGAAGAGAGUGUACGGAACGGUGUGUUGGAGGGGGAGGUGAGUGAGUGGCGGAAGCACGUGGAGGUGAUGGGAGGGGAGGUGGAACGAGGGAAGGGUGCAGUGAGGGAGGUUGAGGAGGAGGUGGGGAGGCUGAGAGGGGAGGUGAGGGCGAGGGAGGAGGAGGCUGACAGGUGGAAGGCGGAAGCGGAGGAGAGAGAGAGGAGAGUUGGGAUGCUUCAGGGAGACGUGGCGCUGCUGCAGGGUGAGCUGGCAGGGUGCCAUGCUGAGCUGGCGAGGGUUUGCGCUGAGGUGGCGCAGAAGCAUGCUGAAGUGGUGCAGAAGCAUGCUGAGCUGGCCGCAGCGAGAGAAUCAAUCUCGGAACUAGAGGAUAAACUGCAGGAGCAAGAGGGGAGAGUGACGGAGCAGGAGGCAAGGGCAAGGGAGCAGGAGGAGAGGGUAGAGGCUUUAGAGGAUCAGGUAGCAGCGAGAGAUGCGAGGAUACGGUGGAUGGAAAAGGCUGGGCUGGAGACUUGUGCGAGACUCCGAGCCGCGCAGGAGGAGGUGAGGGCACGGGAGGAGAGUAUAGAGGAGAUGGUGAGAGAGGUGGGUGUGCUAAGGAGGCGAGCGGAGGAGGCAAGGGGAGAGGCGGUGGAGCAGGGGGAGCGAGUGAGGGAGCUGGAGGGGAUGGUGAGGGCGAUGGAGAGGGAGAGAGGAGAGGGACGGAUGGGCAGGGUGGAAGUGGGUGGGGGUAGGCGGACAGGGAAGGGAGGUGAGGUGGAAGGCGGGGGAGAGAUGGGAUGUGGAGAGUGGGGAGGGGAGCGGAGGGAAGGGAUGAGGGGAGUGAGGGUAGUGAGUGCUGGUUGUGUGGAUGAGGCAGAGGGGGGUGUGGGUGGUGUGGGUGCAGGCGCGGGAGAGGCGGGAGAGAUGGAGACAGAGGUUGGUGGGACAUUAGUGGUUGGGGAGACCGUGCAGGAAAGAGGGAGAACGGUUGAUGGCACAAGAGAGAAUGGUGGCAUAGCUGUUUUGGGGAAGGGGAUGAAAGGAGAGGGAGGAGCAGAGGAGGCAGGAGCGGAGGUGGCCAAGGAUGGAGAGGUGAGACGGCAUGGAGAGGAGGAGGGAGAGGUGGCGCGGUUAAGAGAUCAGGUGCGAGAGAAGGAGGAGAGAGUGAAGGAGCUGGAAGGGGAGAUGGAGAGGGUGAGAGAGGAGGUGAAGAGAGAGGUGGAGAGGAGGGUAGGCGUGGAGCGGGAGGUGGGAAAGGAGAAGGAGCGGCGGAGAAUGGUAGAGGCGUCGAAAGCACAUCUGUUUCUGCAGCACCAGUCGGUACAGGAGCAGGUGUACAAGCUGAAGAUGAUGAUGGACGGGCAGCGCAGAGAGGUGGAGAGCAGGCAAGCGACGGAAAGAAGAGCAGUGGAGGAUGCAGAGGAGGCUGUGAGAGUGCAGGAGGAGCUGCAGGGAGUGAUUGCGAUGAGAGAGAGAGAGCUGGAGGUGCUGGGGGAGGCGAAGGAGGCUGCAGAGAGGAGGGGGGUGGAGGAGGUGGAGGGGUGGAGGGAGAGAGUGAGGGAGGUGGAGGGUGAGGUGGAGGAGAAGGGGAGGGAGGUUGGGAGGUUGGAAGGGGAGGUGGGUGCGCUGAGGGAGAGACUGGGAGGAGUAUUGGGGGAGUUGGAGAGGGUGGGAGGGGAGAGGGAUAGGCUGGAGGGGUUGGUGGGGGAGAUGGAAGGGCGGGUGCGGGGGUUGCAGGAGGAGAGGGAGAGAGUGGAGGGUGAGAAGAGGGAGGCGGUUGAGGAGGUGGGGAGAGUGAGGGGGGCGAAGGAGGAGGUGGAGAGGAGAUUAGAGGAGAUGAGGGAGGAGGAGGAGCAAGUGCGGGAGGAGGCGGAGAUGCUAAAAGAGAGGGUGGUAGGGCUUGAAGAGGAGGUGGAAAGAGAGAGGAGGGCGAACGGGGACGCGGAGAGGGAGAACGAGAGGGUGAGUAAGGAGUUGGAGAGGGGGAGAGAGGUAGCGGUGGUGCAGAGGCAGCGGAUGGGGGCGAUGGAGGGCCGUGUGGUGAGCCUGCAAGAGGAGUGUGAGGCGCUGCAUGCGGUGGUGGGGACGAGGGAGAGGAGAGUGAGGGAGGUGGAGGAGGAAGGGGAGAGGAGAGUGAAAGAGGUGAAGGAGGAAGGGGAGAGGAGAGUGAAAGAGGUGAAGGAGGAAGGGGAGAGGAGAGUGAAAGAGGUGAAGGAGGAAGGGGAGAGGAGAGUGAAAGAGGUGAAGGAGGAAGGGGAGAGGAGAGUGAGGGAGGUGGAGGAGGAGAUGGGGCGGAUAGUGGAAGAGAGGGACGAGGGGAGAGUGGAAGUGAGAUGUUUACAGGGAGAGGUGGAGGAUUUGAAAGGAGAGGUGAAAAGGAGGGAAGAGGAACGUGAAGAAGAGAGGAAAAUAAGUUGGGAGGUGCAGAGAGAGGGGGCACGGUUGUGUGAGGAGGUGAAGGAGAGGGAGGAGGAGGUGAGGAGGGUGAGAGGAGAGGUGGAGCGGAAGGAGAGGGAGGUGGAGGAAAUGCAAGGGGAGAGAGACAGGUGGAAGGGCGUGGCGGAGGCAUGGGAGAGGAGGGUGUGUGCGAUGGAAGGGCAGGUGAGAGAGAUGGAGGAGAGGGAGGUGGGAUGGAAAUCGAAGGAGCGGGAGUGGAAGGAGAGAGAGGGGGAGUGGAAGAAUAAACUAGCUGACUUUAAGGAGAGGGAGGGAGAGUGGAAGGAGAGGGAGGAGCAGUGGAAGAAACAGGUGGGGGAAGCUGCGAGGGCUGCAGAGGCUGCAAGGGUGGGGAUCAGCCAAGGAAGAACGAGAGAGGAGGAACUCAGAGAGAAAGUGCGGUAUGGGGAGGAGGAGGUGGGGAGGCUAAGGCGAGUGGUGGGUGAGAUGGAGCGGGAACGCGAUGAGCUGAUGGUACUGCAGGCAGAGGGGGAGAGACGAUUGGUGGAAGCAGAGGGGGAGGUGCAGGGAAUGAGGUGUCGGGUGGAGGAGAUGGGGAGGGAGAUGGCGAGGGGGGUGGAGGUGGAAAGGAGGAGGAAGGUGGAGGAGGAGGGGAAGGGAGAGGUGGUGGUGCUGCAGGUGGAGCAAGAGGCGGAGGGGAUUGUGAUGGCGAGAAGGCAAGUGGCCGAGUUGCGAGGGGAGAAUGUGAUGCUGAGGUGGGAGAUUGAGGCUUUAAAGGGAGAGAAUGAGGCAUUGAAGGGGGAAAGAGAGCAGUGGGCAAGGCAGCAGGUUCAGGAGAGAGUGCGUGUGGGGGGGAUGGGCGAGCAGCAGAGGGAGGGGAGUGCGAGCAAGCUGCAUGGCGGUGUGGAGGGAGGGAGCGAGAGGGCGAGAGGGGCGAGAGAGGAGGAGAGGCAGGUGGAGGGAGUGGAGGAGAAGAGGGUCGAGGUGGAGCGUGUGCAAGCAAUGGUUGAGGUAUGCUGUGAAGUGAAGAGUGAGGGGGAGAGGGAGAGGGAGAGGGAGAGGGAGAUAAAGGGAUGCCAGGUGGCACAGGAAGAGGCAGAGGAGGAGGUGAGGAGGGAGAUGCGGAGAGAGGUGAGACGGUUACAGGACGAGGUAGCUGCUGCAAGGGCUGAAACACAGAGGGUGGACGCAGAGAGGAGGGCUGCUGUUGCGGCAAGGGAGAGCGAGGCAGAGAAACGGGAGAGAGUGGAGGGGAAGUGGCGGGAGAGUGAGGAGGUGGUGUGUGUGCUGAUGCGAGAAAUAGAGGAGCUGAGGCGGGAAGGGCGCGCACGGGAGAUGGAGGCCCGAGAACUGGCUGGAGCAGCGGUGAGGGAGUUGGAUAGGCUGAGAGAGCGAGUGGCGGAGGUGGAGGCAGCAGCUGAGAAGGCACGGAGGCUGGUGGUGGUACGGGCAGAGGAGGAGAGCAAAGGAAAGCGUUCAACGCAGGGGAGAAGUCGGAAAGCUGGUGCUCCUGGUGCUGCUGUUUCUGCUGCUGCUGCUCCUGCUGUUGUUGGCUCUGCUGCUGCUGCUGUAGCAUCGGCCUUUACAAGCACUGCUGGGGCGACUGUGCAAGAGGAGGCACAGGAGCGGGGAGGGGCGAGGCAGCAGUGCAAGCAGCGUGGGGGGCGGGGCGGGGGCAAAGGCGUGGUGGUGCAGGGGUGGCAGGCGAGGGAGAUAGAGGCGCACAUCCUGCACAUGGAGCACGUGUGCACGCAGUUCCAGGACGCACUCGAGGCGAAGAGGCAGCAGGUGGGGCGAUGGGAUGCGGCAGUGAGGGAGGUGGUGCGAGGGGCGGAGGAGGAGAGGGCAGCGCGGGAUGCAGCACUGCACACACUCAUGGGGGAGCUAGCAUCACAUUACUCACAAUCCCUAACGAGCAGAGAGAAAAGAACUCCAUACUCGCAGAUUGAGCACAUUUGCAUUACAGUGCUUGUCUACUCCACCACACAACACAACAACACGUCCCACCAGAACGCACAGGAGAGCGGUACUGUGUGGGAAGAUACACCUUUCUUCACCACUCGCCAUUCUUCCGACCCUUCCACUGCCUUUCAUCUCUCCCCACCUCUCCAUCCUCUCCCCGCCCCUCCUCAUUAUCCCUGCCAACAGGCCACCAACUCCCUCCUCCGCCGCCCACCUCGCCUCCACCCUCGCCUACCACCACUCCCACAUGCGGUUGCAGCGACUGAGAGAGCAAGCCCGAGAGCUGGUGGGCGAGGCAGAGGGAUGGGAAAGGCAUGGAAGGGUGGGGGAGCAAGCCCGAGAGCUGGUGGAAAAGACAGGGGAGUGGGGGGGGUGUGGGACGGUGGGGGAAUAUGUGGUGGUGGUGCCUAG